This is a messenger RNA of Penicillium atrosanguineum, 540 nucleotides long. Its product is annotated as putative cystathionine beta-synthase (beta-thionase). The coding region runs from base 1 to 540 and encodes 179 amino acids. The transcript is spliced from 2 exons. Lineage: Eukaryota; Fungi; Ascomycota; Eurotiomycetes; Eurotiales; Aspergillaceae. The record is from RefSeq and is a predicted model, not a curated record.
AUGACUUCCUACAUGACUGGCAGCGAAGCCUACGCUCGCGAAAAUGCCACUUCAGCUACCUCCGGUGCGGCUCCGCAAGCCGCAUGGGCCGAUAAGUAUCGUGGGGCUACUAUCGAAGAUCUCGACCCCCCACCGGCCCUAUCAGUCUCUCCCAAUGAUCCCGUCUCCUCCGCCCUCAUGACCGCCUACGAGCGCGACUACACCCACCUCACCGUCAUCUCCUCCACCAAGCGAUCCCUCCUCGGUUACCUGAGCAUUCCCCGUCUGAAGGAGCUCCUUCACAGUGGCGAGGUCAAGGAGACAGACACCGUCGCCUCGGCAAUGCAGCGCUUCAACCGGAAGCGUGGCAUCUACCAGGUCAUCACAAUGGAGACGCCAUUGGAGGAACUGGAGCAGUUCUUCGAGAGCGAGACGGGUGCCAACGGUGACAAGCGCGAGAAGCAGCAAUUUGCAGUGGUCACGGACGUAACGCGAAAGUUCGUACUCGGAGUUGCUACCAAGGCGGACCUGGAGGAGUUCGUUAAGCGCAGACCGACCUAA